Molecule: messenger RNA, 1750 nt
Organism: Paralichthys olivaceus (Japanese flounder)
Lineage: Eukaryota; Metazoa; Chordata; Actinopteri; Pleuronectiformes; Paralichthyidae
Gene: tmem59
Product: transmembrane protein 59
Biological process (GO): positive regulation of autophagy
Cellular component (GO): lysosome; late endosome
Source: RefSeq, a predicted model, not a curated record
GGUGUGAUGGUUCCUACGCUGAAGGAGAUAAGCUAGGAAGCAAUGGGGCUCCUUGUCUUGCCCUUCAGAGAAUUCAAACAGCUCGUAUUAUGGUCAUUUCAUGAAUUUACCCGGAGCCCUUAAACAUAGCAGAACGCAAACCUCGCAGAGUCUCGCGCGAUAACGGAGCGAUUAAAUAGGCGGAAGUGCAGCGUCGUGUUUGUUUAGGUUUUUUACAAGAUGGGGACCGUGUCCUGCUUCGUCUGCGUCUCUGGACUCUUCGCGCUCCUGUGCAGCUCGUCUUGCUCUGCGGACGUGUUCAGCAGCGUCCUGGGAAGCAGCGCGUCCUGUCUCCGGUCAUGUGAAAUGACCUACAGUCUGCACACCUACCCACGGGAGGAGGAAUUCUUCGCCUGUCAGAGGGGCUGUCGUCUCUUCUCCAUCUGCCAGUUUGUCCGUGAGAGCGAGGAUCUGAAUCAGACCAAGUCCGAGUGUGAAUCCACCUGUCAAGAAGCCUACACACACACUGAUGAGCAGUAUGCAUGUAACCUGGGCUGUCAGAGUCAGCUUCCCUUUGCAGAGCAGCGGCACGAGCAGUUGGAGGCCAUGAUGCCAAGGAUUCACCUGCUCUUCCCCCUCACGCUGGUGAGAGGAUUUUGGGAUGAUGUCAUGAGUCAGGCUCACAGCCUUAUCACCUCCUCAUGGACGUUCUACCUCCAGGCUGAUGAUGGCAAAGUUGUUAUUUUCCAGACUGAACCACAAGUCAAGUUCUUCUCCCAGGUUGAUCUGGUAAAAGAUGUUAAAGAGGAACCAGAAAAGAGCCUCCCUUCGUUUAGCGACCCAGUUUACAAAGAAUACCAUCGCGCUUUAAUCCAGGAGCGGGACAGAGACAUGCCCGGGGACCGCAGCUAUGAUGAAUACAACCUCUUCAGCUGUCUGUCAAGGAACCCGUGGCUGCCUGGGUGGAUCCUGACCACAACUCUGGUCCUGUCUGUGUUGGUCCUGAUCUGGAUCUGCUGUGCCACUGUAGCAACUGCUGUAGACCAGUAUGUACCUGCUGAGAAAUUGAGCAUCUAUGGUGACAGUGACUGUAUCAAGGAGCAGAAACUGACUCCAUAUCCAGCCUCCUCCCUGCUGAUCAUCACCUCCACAGGGCCAGAUGAAGAGGCAGGGCCACUCCCUUCCAAAGUCAACCUGGGCCAGUCCGACAUCUAGAAGCCAAAGCUGUAGCAGAGAAGGGACAUUUUCCUUUAUGAAUUAUCUUUAGUUGAUUUUUUUUUAUCCUCUGGCACAAGACCUGUACUUCUUGGGCUUGUAACAGGAUCAAGAACUUGGAGAACAUUUUGUAUAACUCAUACGUCUUGUCUCCCUUUUAAAAUUGGAGUAAUGAAAAUAAGGUUUUUUUUCUGUAUAUUGUUAUAAUUGAGGCAUUAUAGUAAAGUGAUGACUGUAGAAGUCAAAUCGGUUUUGGGUUUUUCUCAUGUGUGCAUUAGGUGUGUACUUAUUUUACUGAAUAAUGUUUAAAUUAACUGCUUGACUUGAACUGAUGCAGGUUUCACCCACAAUCUCAACUCUUGGUAAUAUGGAUUGUGCUAAUGUUGCAGAUUCACAGCUGUUCUUAUGUUUCUACUGCAGUAACUUCCAGAAUAUAUUGAAUUGUACAAUAAAAUCCUAUGCUCUUGAUCUUAACAGUGAUGGUACAUGCAGUAGGUCCUUCCCACCGUUUUCUAUUCUUGUAAUGAUGGUUCAACAAUAAAUACAGUGGAGUGAA